GCAGCAUUCUGCCAGGAAGUGCAAGCUGAGAACGUCACAGUAGUAGAGGGAGGCACUGCCGAGAUUACCUGCAAGUUACAUCAGUAUGAUGGCUCCAUCGUGGUGAUCCAGAACCCUGCCAGGCAAACCCUCUUCUUCAAUGGCACCCGUGCUUUGAGAGACGAGCGGUUUCAGCUUGUGGAUUUCACGCCAAAACUGGUCAAGAUCCAUUUGUCCAAUGCCAAGUUGGAGGAUGAAGGUGGCUAUUUCUGCCAGUUGUACACGGAAGACACGCAUCACCAGAUUGCCACUCUUACUGUGCUCGUUCCUCCGGAUAACCCGGUAGUAGAAGUGAAAGAGCAAGCAGUGGAAGGGGGCCAGGUGGAGCUUAUCUGCUCAGCGCCCAGAACGAAACCAGAAGCCACACUACGCUGGUACCGAGACCGCAGGGAGCUCAAAGGUGUCACCAGCAAACAGGAGAAUAUAAAGACUUUCAGCAUCACAAACACAAUUCAAUUCCCUGUGGAGAGGCGGGACAAUGGCGAGAUCAUCACCUGCGAGGCAUCACAUGCAGCCCUUAAAGGGCAGAAAAAGCAGACGCAGUAUGUCCUGGAUGUGCAGUUUUCCCCGACAGCCCGAAUUCAGCCCUCUCAAAGCUUGGUGAGAGAAGGAGACUUGCUCAACCUGAAGUGUGAAGUCACUGGGAAUCCCAGGUAA
Staurois parvus is the source of this 696-nucleotide messenger RNA. The record is from the annotation of a GenBank genome assembly. NCBI's taxonomy places the organism in Eukaryota, Metazoa, Chordata, Amphibia, Anura, Ranidae.